AUGAAGACUUGGAUAGAAGAAGCCAAAUUUCGACCUUAUCACGUUAAUUAUAUGAGUCGUGACUCUCAAAAUGAGUUCAUCGCAUUACUUGCUUUGGAAACAAAAAAACAAAUAAUUAAUGAAGUAAAUGCAGCAAAUAUGUAUUCAGUUAUGGCAGAUACUACCCCAGAUUUGUCUAAUCGUGACCAGAUGUCGGUUUGUGUCCGUUAUGUAGAUUCAUCAGGAAAAGCAUUAGAGCGAUUACUUGAAUUAUUGGAAGUAACUGAUAAAACUGGAAAAGGUACAGCUCAAAAUAUCUGUGAUGUGUUGACUAAAAACUGUCUUGAUUUAGAACGUAUUGCAUUUCAGUCAUAUGACUAUGCAAGCAGUAUGUCCGUCCGGAAAAUUUCAAGGAGCUCAAGCCAUGUUAUCUGA
Messenger RNA from Metopolophium dirhodum (rose-grain aphid), 414 nucleotides. Its product is annotated as zinc finger MYM-type protein 1-like. The transcript has a single exon. The record is from RefSeq and is a predicted model, not a curated record. The coding region runs from base 1 to 414 and encodes 137 amino acids. Lineage: Eukaryota; Metazoa; Arthropoda; Insecta; Hemiptera; Aphididae.